Messenger RNA from Penicillium longicatenatum, 1554 nucleotides. RefSeq names its product ankyrin repeat domain-containing protein. The coding region runs from base 1 to 1554 and encodes 517 amino acids. NCBI's taxonomy places the organism in Eukaryota, Fungi, Ascomycota, Eurotiomycetes, Eurotiales, Aspergillaceae. The transcript is spliced from 2 exons. Gene Ontology annotation, molecular function: protein binding. The record is from RefSeq and is a predicted model, not a curated record.
AUGACGGUUUCCUCCUCGGAAUUGCGCGCCCAGGUGGCACCUCAGAUUGAAGCCAUCCAACUGAUACUCACCCGUCUCUCUGACUCAACCACCGGGUCAGCCGGUCUCGUGCAGGAGACACAGAACGAGCUUGGAUUGCUUCUUGGGGUUCUUGGCAAUAUUGAGCAGCAGUCCGUACAAUGUCAUGAUCAUGCAAGUCCGAAGCUAUGGAGCAAAUUCGAGGACUGUCACUGUUGUUUAUUGGAAUUACAAAAUCUCCAAAUAUUCACUGGGCAAAGCUCCCUUGAGACUCAAUUUCUGGAAAUCCGCGCCCGAUUAUCCGACUUGAUAUUCGAGUUUAGGGUUAUUAAUGCAGACAUGGCGAUAUCUUCCCACGCCAAUCUUGAGCGACUGCUACAAACUUAUAUUUGUGAGCUCGGAGAAGGAAAGCGGGAUAUACAGGUUGUGGUUGGGCUCAUUGGCGAUGCUUCAAACCCCGAAACAGACGGCAAAUGGCAACUUUUACAAGGCGAGCUACAAGACUUUGGCGUUACAUUUGAGCAGUCGACCCAGGAACGUGCCUUUAUCAUUACGGUGCUUCAAAAAGCCGUAAAGGACAACGAUAUCUCAAGUACUGAUCAUCAACUAGCUUCAGAAGAUGACUCCAAGUCUUCGGCCCAAUCCCGACGUAAUGAGGUUCUGGACAACAGAGUAAUGCCAGAAGAGAUCUCACAAGGUGAAUCACCGCCUACCACACCUGAAGUUCGGGGAAAACAGCCUAGUCUACUCAAACGGCUGAGAUUCAAGAUGUCAGGGGACAAAAGUGGGCUGCUCACAUUAGUCCGAAAGGGAGAAGUUGACCGAAUUGAAGAGGUCCUAGAAAAGGGCGCUAGUGUUAAUACCAAGGACUCAAAUGGACAGACGGCAUUGAUCAUAGCUACAUCACGUGGCCACGAGCUACUGGUGUCUCUGCUACUUAAAUUCAAAGCCAAGACAGAUUUGAAGGGAAAGAAUGGGGAGACAGCCCUUUCCGUAGCUGCUCAGAAAGGGUACGAAAACAUCGCCAAGCUACUCUUAGUCCAUGGAGCGAACCCUAACGGUUCAAAUGUCCGUGGCAAAUCAGCCCUGUCACAGGCUGUCACAUGUGGAAAUUUGAGCAUGACUACUCUUUUACUAAACUACGGGGCCACCGCCAACGUAUUAUGUAUCAAUGGCGAUACGGCUCUUACCUCUGCCGUUGGAAACAACCACAUUGAGAUUACACAGCUGUUGUUAAGCGCUGGCACCCCAGCAGAUCAAAUUGGGGCUUCGACUAGGACUUCGCUUUUCAGGGCCGUGGCCAGUGGGAACGUUGGGAUGGUGAAGCUUCUGAUGAAUCAUGGAGCAAAUCCAACUCGACCAGAUAGCCAGGGACUAUCACCUAUGAUACUGGCCACGCAAAAUAGGAGAAAUGAUAUCCUCCACAUCUUUGACCAAUAUGGGUAUGUUUAUCAACAGCAAGGACUGGGGAUCGGGAGAGCUGCGGUUGCUUUUGCGGCAGUUGACUUCAUGACUACUAUAGGUAACAUGACCUAG